Calliphora vicina (urban bluebottle blowfly) is the source of this 909-nucleotide messenger RNA. RefSeq lists its product as uncharacterized. The transcript is spliced from 2 exons. The record is from RefSeq and is a predicted model, not a curated record. Bases 55 to 819 code for a protein of 254 amino acids. Lineage: Eukaryota; Metazoa; Arthropoda; Insecta; Diptera; Calliphoridae.
GAAGAACAUUUCAACAAGUGGACGUAUUAAAAUAAGAAAAAAGCAAUCGGAAAAAUGAAACUAAUUUCAAUAUUAAUUGUUGGUGUUAUUUUGACACUAAAUACAAUUCCAGCUAAAGCAGAUGACUCUAGUACAGACGAACUAACACUGCGUAAUCAAUUAUUUGCCGAUGUUUUUCUCUUAAAAGAGGGAGUAGAUCAUCUACAAAUUUCCAUAGAAGUUUUGAAUAAAAGAUACAACAAUCAAAUGGAUAUUCUGAAAGGUUUGCAAAGCAAAUUUCUAUUGAAUGAUUCUGAAGAGGAGGAUGGCGUGUGCGACAGAAUCACCGGUUUGUUUAAUUCCACCUUUAGAAAGUACAAUGCCUUUGAAAGUCGCAUGGUGUCAAAGUUGGAAGAGAUACAGGACAAUCAAUCAACACGUUUGGAUGAGAUAUUGUCCAAGCAAAAACUAAACAGAAAUUGUGGCUCCAAAAGUGACUCCUCCACUGCUGUGUCUCUUAUGUCUGAAACACUAUCAGAAGUUGGUGAGAAAAUCGACAAGUUUGAGGAACAGUUUGUGAAAUUGGAAACAUUAGAGGCAAAAUUUAAUUUACAGCAAACAAAAUUAGAUAAAUUUAUGGAAAAUCAAUUGAAAGUUUUGCAAGAAAUCAAUGAGAAAUUGUCCAAAAAUGAUCAACAAUUUGAUAAGUUAGGCCAGGAGAUGACAAACCUUAAAGAACUCAAAAAUAAUGUAAAUCAGGUAAUGGCGCAUCCACGACCCAAAUUGCCAAUGGAAGUAAUUUUAGGUUUAAGUUCGGCCAAUAUAACAUCAUUGAAAUGAAUUUUAUUGUUUGCUCGAGUAAAAUAAUCAAAAUGUAUGUAUUUAUGUGUAUAUAGAAAUAAGAAUAAACGAAAUGUAUUAAUUAUAAAA